UUGGAUGCAAAUUAGAUUGAAAGGCCAGGGAAGAGGGAAGAAACACUUCAGCUCAGCCCGAGUAGGUUGUUUCGAGGGCUGAAAAGUGUCCGAGUGGCUCGGAAAUACGACCAAGUGGACUCGAGGGACUUCGGUCGAAGUCCACUAUGUAGCCGUGCGCGAUUCGGAGACGCCCCGCCGCCCAACGAGAGCCUUGAGGAUGGCUGAAGGAACAAAGGAGGAAGACGGCGGACAGGGCUUGUUUGCCUUGCUGCCCUGGGACAGGUUCAGCAACUGGCUGCACUGCGUCUGUGUCGUCACCUUUGACCUCGAAAUUGGACAGACUCUCGAGUUGGUUUACCCUGGUCAUGUGCGGCUGACAGAGCAAGAGAAGACAAACAUUUGCUACCUCGCGUUCCCUGACUCAAACUCAGGGUGCAUGGGCGACACGCAGUUCCAUGUGCGGAUCCGCCAGUCGCCCGGAAGACAAGGCCUCACGCCCGACCACCGAGUGUACAACUCGAGCUGUCCCGUCCACCUGCAGGCAGACCCUUCCCACUUCCACGGCUACGUCUACUUCCGCCAGAUCAAGGACAAAACCAUUCCCAGGGGAUACUUCCAAAAGAGCGUGGUUCUGCUCUCGAGGCUGCCUUUUAUCAGUUUGUUCCACAAAGUCGCCCACCGAGUAGCCAACGAGUUCUUCGACCGAGGCGAAACUAGCAUAGAGGCCUCCUGCCAUGAUGUGGAUCAGUGGCCAGUCCCUCUUCCUGGGGAACAAGUUUCUCUUCCUCUUCUUGGAGAAAUAAUUCAAACUCAAAUUCCGUGCAAAAGCAGCAGUUUAAUGUCACCCGGAUCUCCGAGCAAGUGCGUCGUUCAAGCGCCGUCGCCAACUGUACUUCCAUCAGUGCAUGAGAUAAACUUGUUCAGAAAUUUCUGUCCGGUGCUUUCGCAUGUGCAUCUGUUGUGGGAGUUAGUGCUGACGGCCGAGCCGAUCAUCGUGAUGGCACCUUCGCCCACUGUUUGCUCUGAAAUGGUCUACUCACUAGUUAGUAUGAUAGUGCCGCUGCUGUAUUGUGCAGACUACCGGCCGUUUUUUACGAUACACGACUCUGAAUUUAAGGAGUACACGGCCAACACUCAUGCCCCUCCGUCAGUCAUCCUGGGGGUGACAAACCCCUUCUUCGCUAAAACCCUUCAAAAUUGGCCACAUAUCAUUCGACUGGGCGAGACUCCAAAUCUAGGUACUGAAAAUUUAAAAAGAAAAAUUUUAUCUUAUUUUUUAAAUAAAUUUUUUUUCUCAGCAACUCCUCAAAAACACAAACUGAAAAAGGCGAGCAACCUGAAGAUGCUGGACUCAAAACCAGGCGUCUACACUUACUACAAGUCCUUUCUGCAGAAGGACAAAAACAUAAUUAAGAAGCUGAUGAAAGGCACCCAGACCAAGAGGCCCUGCGAGGUGCAGAACGCAAUUUUGAAGCGGCACCUGCUCGAACUCACGCAGAGCUUCAUGAUUCCCCUCGAGAGGUACAUGGCCAGUUUGAUGCCUUUGCAGAAGAACAUUUCCCCUUAUAAGGCUGCGCCAAUUCCGAAGCCAUUCAACCCCGACGACUUCAUUGCGACGUUGGAAACUUCCGGUCCCCAGCUGACCACUGGAAUCAAAGGGGAUUGGGUUGGACUGUACAGGAAGUUCUUCAGGUCGUGCAACUUCAGCGCUUGGUACAACGCCAGGUACAGGGAAGUGAGCCAGAAACUGCAAACUCUGCAGCUGCAAGCGCUUUCUGAUGCGGACCUCAAGUUGUGGGUUCAGGGAAAGAAGGAGGUCGAGGUUGUGGACAUGGUGUUGCAAAUUCGCCACAAAAUCGAGCAGAGCCAGUCCGAAGAGCUUCCUCUGAGUGGCGUCACAAAGCAGCAGCUCCAAACGCGGCUGGACGACAUAAUUUUUACUCUCCCCGAAGACUUGCGCUCCGUGCUUAAAAACUGCUGACCUGUGCCAGUGCAUUGAAGACGCCCAUCUUCUAAUUUUAUUUAUUAUUUGCAUCAACGACUCUUAAGCCUGUAAGCCGGGAACAAGUUUUCUUUUUUAAUUAUUUUAACCAUGACUUAUGAAAUAGUGAUGUUUUAGCAAAGCCCGCCUGAGAGGUUGGCAAAUUUUAAUUAACCGAGAUUAUUAUCCAUGUCUGUUUUCAGAAAGGAGAAAAAUGUUAAAUUUGAUUUAUUUAAUAUUUGUUGAACAGUUCAAACAGUGCAAUUUUAAAAACCUUAUUUUCUACUUUUGAAAUUACUGGAGAUGCAAUUAAUUAUUCAUUUAAAACCCCCCCAAAAGAAAACUCUAGGCUCCACUCAACUUGAUUCUACUUGGUCUACGCUUAUUGUUAGCCACAAUUAUUUUUACAAAAAGUGCAGCUUUUGUACAAAGUGAGAAGUAAACUAUUUUAAGCAGCAUUUUCGACGGUGCUGUCGGUUGUUUUAAACAAGAGAUAAUAAUAAUUAUACUCUCUCGUAAUUUGGUCUAGAGUGAAAAUAAUACUUAUGUGUUGAUCUUCAUGACAAAUUGAGUUGGUUCGUGUCUGAAGCAGCGAAUAUUUAUUUAGUGUCGGCAGGUACGGUGUGAAGCAAAGGCUCAAGUGAGCUUCUGCCGCCGAAUCUCAAGUGUUAUUUUGUAUGUUUAUUAAAACUGUAAAACUGGGGAGCGAUUUAUGAGAUUGUGAAGAUUGUUUAAUAAAUUUUGAAAAGAGGUGAUGCAUUUGA
This is a messenger RNA of Neocloeon triangulifer, 2727 nucleotides long. Its product is annotated as protein DENND6A. Gene Ontology annotation, cellular component: recycling endosome. Lineage: Eukaryota; Metazoa; Arthropoda; Insecta; Ephemeroptera; Baetidae. The coding region runs from base 200 to 1963 and encodes 587 amino acids. The transcript is spliced from 7 exons. Gene Ontology annotation, molecular function: guanyl-nucleotide exchange factor activity. The record is from RefSeq and is a predicted model, not a curated record.